Molecule: messenger RNA, 7409 nt
Organism: Ochotona curzoniae (black-lipped pika)
Lineage: Eukaryota; Metazoa; Chordata; Mammalia; Lagomorpha; Ochotonidae
Gene: CHD3
Product: chromodomain helicase DNA binding protein 3
Exons: 40
Coding region: 21-6374 (2117 amino acids)
Biological process (GO): chromatin remodeling; negative regulation of transcription by RNA polymerase II
Cellular component (GO): chromatin; nucleus; NuRD complex
Molecular function (GO): histone binding; ATP-dependent chromatin remodeler activity; chromatin binding
Source: RefSeq, a predicted model, not a curated record
GGGGGGGCCAGAGCCACAGGAUGGCUUCCCCUCUGAGGGACGAGGAGGAGGAGGAGGAGGAGAUGGUGGUGUCGGAGGAGGAAGAAGAGGAGGAAGAAGAGGGCGACGAGGAGGAGGAGGAGGUGGAGGCGGCCGACGAAGACGAUGAGGAGGACGACGACGAGGGAGUACUCGGGCGCGGGCCGGGCCACGACCGGGGCCGCGACCGCCACAGCCCCCCCGGCUGCCACCUCUUCCCGCCGCCGCCGCCGCCACCGCCGCCACCGCCACCGCCGCUGCCCCCGCCGCCGCCCCCGCCGCCAGACAAGGAUGACAUUCGACUGCUGCCUUCAGCUUUGGGUGUGAAGAAGAGAAAGCGCGGACCCAAGAAGCAGAAGGAAAAUAAGCCGGGAAAACCCCGAAAACGCAAAAAGCUCGAUAGCGAGGAGGAAUUCGGCUCAGAGCGAGAUGAAUACCGAGAGAAGUCAGAGAGUGGGGGCAGCGAAUAUGGAACCGGACCAGGUCGGAAGCGAAGGCGGAAGCACCGAGAAAAAAAGGAGAAGAAGACCAAGAGGCGGAAAAAGGGGGAAGGCGAGGCCGGGCAGAAGCAGGUAGAACAGAAGUCCUCAGCGACCCUGCUGCUGACCUGGGGCCUGGAGGAUGUGGAGCACGUGUUCUCCGAGGAGGACUACCACACACUCACCAACUACAAAGCUUUCAGCCAGUUCAUGAGGCCCCUAAUUGCUAAGAAGAAUCCGAAGAUCCCGAUGUCUAAGAUGAUGACCAUUCUUGGGGCCAAAUGGAGAGAGUUCAGUGCUAACAACCCCUUCAAAGGGUCAGCAGCUGCUGUGGCGGCAGCAGCAGCGGCAGCAGCAGCGGCCGUGGCUGAGCAGGUGUCAGCUGCCGUCUCAUCAGCUACCCCCAUUGCACCUUCCGGACCCCCUCCCCUCCCACCACCCCCUGCUGUCGAUAUCCAGCCACCACCCAUCCGAAGAGCCAAGACCAAAGAGGGCAAAGGUCCAGGGCACAAGAGGCGGAGCAAGAGCCCCCGAGUGCCUGACGGCCGCAAGAAACUUCGGGGAAAGAAGAUGGCACCCCUCAAAAUCAAACUAGGUCUGCUGGGAGGCAAGAGGAAGAAGGGAGGCUCGGGCUCCGGACAGUACAUUUUUCAGAGCGACGAGGGCCCUGAACCUGAGGCCGAGGAGUCAGACCUGGACAGUGGCAGUGUCCACAGUGCCUCAGGCCGGCCCGAUGGCCCUGUCCGUGCCAAGAAGCUCAAGAGAGGACGUCCGGGAAGGAAGAAGAAGGUCCUGGGCUGUCCUGCAGUGGCCGGAGAGGAGGAGGUUGAUGGCUAUGAGACGGAUCACCAGGAUUACUGUGAGGUGUGCCAGCAGGGUGGGGAAAUUAUUCUGUGCGACACCUGCCCUCGUGCCUACCACCUCGUCUGCCUUGACCCUGAACUUGACCGGGCUCCUGAGGGCAAAUGGAGCUGCCCCCACUGUGAGAAGGAGGGGGUCCAGUGGGAGGCCAAGGAGGAAGAGGAAGAGUACGAAGAGGAGGGCGAGGAGGAGGGGGAGAAGGAGGAGGAGGAUGACCACAUGGAGUACUGCCGUGUGUGCAAGGACGGUGGGGAGCUCCUGUGCUGCGACGCGUGCAUCUCCUCCUACCAUAUCCACUGCCUCAACCCCCCGCUGCCUGACAUCCCAAACGGCGAGUGGCUGUGUCCCCGAUGCACAUGCCCUGUGCUGAAGGGUCGUGUGCAAAAGAUCCUGCAUUGGCGAUGGGGCGAGCCACCUGUGGCAGUGCCUGCCCCCCAACAGGCAGAUGGGAAUCCAGACGUGCCGCCCCCCCGGCCCCUUCAAGGCAGAUCAGAACGAGAGUUCUUUGUCAAGUGGGUGGGACUAUCCUACUGGCACUGCUCCUGGGCCAAGGAGCUUCAGCUGGAAAUCUUCCACUUGGUAAUGUACCGGAACUAUCAGCGGAAGAAUGACAUGGAUGAGCCCCCACCCCUGGACUACGGCUCUGGGGAGGAUGAUGGGAAGAGUGACAAGCGUAAGGUGAAAGACCCACACUAUGCCGAGAUGGAGGAGAAGUACUACCGCUUCGGCAUCAAGCCUGAGUGGAUGACCGUCCACCGGAUCGUUAACCACAGCGUGGAUAAAAAGGGGAAUUACCACUAUCUGGUGAAAUGGAGGGACUUGCCCUAUGACCAGUCCACAUGGGAGGAAGAUGAAAUGAACAUCCCUGAAUAUGAAGACCAUAAGCAAAGCUACUGGAGACACCGAGAACUGAUCAUGGGCGAGGACCCUGCCCAGCCCCGCAAGUACAAGAAGAAGAAAAAGGAGCUGCAAGGGGACGGGCCUCCUAGUUCUCCUACUAAUGACCCUACCGUGAAAUACGAGACUCAACCACGCUUCAUCACAGCCACUGGCGGCACGCUGCACAUGUACCAGCUGGAGGGGCUCAACUGGCUGCGCUUCUCCUGGGCCCAGGGCACCGACACCAUCCUGGCUGAUGAAAUGGGGCUGGGCAAGACCAUACAGACCAUCGUCUUUCUCUACUCACUCUAUAAGGAGGGCCACACUAAAGGUCCCUUCCUGGUGAGCGCCCCACUUUCUACCAUCAUUAACUGGGAGCGGGAGUUCCAGAUGUGGGCCCCCAAGUUCUACGUGGUGACGUACACGGGUGACAAGGACAGCCGGGCCAUCAUCCGUGAGAAUGAGUUUUCUUUUGAGGACAAUGCCAUAAAGGGAGGCAAGAAAGCUUUUAAGAUGAAGAGGGAGGCCCAGGUGAAGUUCCACGUCCUCCUGACAUCGUAUGAGCUGAUCACCAUCGAUCAGGCAGCUCUUGGCUCCAUCCGCUGGGCCUGCCUUGUGGUGGACGAGGCCCAUCGACUGAAGAACAACCAGUCCAAGUUUUUCAGAGUCCUGAAUGGCUACAAAAUAGAUCAUAAGUUGUUGCUGACAGGGACCCCACUGCAGAAUAAUCUGGAGGAGCUCUUCCAUCUGCUGAACUUCCUCACCCCAGAGAGGUUUAACAACUUGGAAGGCUUCCUGGAGGAGUUUGCUGACAUAUCCAAAGAGGACCAGAUUAAGAAACUGCAUGACUUGCUGGGGCCACACAUGCUGCGGCGGCUGAAGGCGGACGUGUUUAAGAACAUGCCAGCCAAGACGGAGCUCAUCGUGCGGGUGGAGCUGAGUCCCAUGCAGAAGAAAUACUACAAGUACAUCCUCACUCGAAAUUUUGAGGCCUUGAACUCACGAGGUGGUGGGAACCAAGUGUCGCUGCUUAACAUCAUGAUGGAUCUUAAGAAGUGCUGUAACCACCCAUACCUCUUUCCCGUGGCUGCUAUGGAGUCCCCCAAGCUCCCCAGUGGGGCUUAUGAGGGUGGGGCACUUAUCAAGUCAUCUGGGAAGCUAAUGCUACUGCAGAAGAUGCUGCGAAAGCUGAAGGAACAGGGCCACCGGGUGCUCAUCUUCUCACAGAUGACCAAAAUGCUGGAUUUGCUGGAGGACUUCCUGGACUAUGAAGGCUACAAGUACGAGCGCAUCGAUGGGGGUAUCACAGGCGCUCUGCGGCAGGAGGCCAUUGACCGAUUCAAUGCUCCCGGGGCCCAGCAGUUCUGCUUUCUGCUGUCCACUCGAGCCGGAGGCCUGGGCAUCAACCUGGCCACUGCUGACACAGUCAUCAUUUUUGAUUCUGACUGGAACCCCCACAAUGACAUCCAGGCCUUCAGCCGGGCUCAUCGCAUUGGUCAGGCCAACAAGGUGAUGAUCUACCGGUUUGUGACUCGGGCAUCCGUGGAAGAGAGAAUCACGCAGGUGGCCAAGAGGAAGAUGAUGCUGACCCACCUAGUGGUGCGGCCUGGGCUGGGCUCCAAGGCGGGCUCCAUGUCCAAGCAGGAGCUUGAUGACAUCCUCAAAUUUGGCACCGAGGAGCUGUUCAAGGAUGAGAAUGAGGGAGAGAACAAGGAAGAGGACAGCAGUGUGAUUCACUAUGACAACGAGGCCAUUGCCAGGCUGUUGGACCGGAAUCAGGAUGACACAGAGGACACAGAUGUGCAGAACAUGAAUGAGUAUCUCAGCUCCUUCAAGGUGGCCCAGUAUGUCGUGCGGGAAGAAGACAAGAUUGAGGAGAUCGAGCGAGAGAUCAUCAAACAGGAGGAGAACGUAGACCCUGACUACUGGGAGAAGCUACUGAGGCACCACUACGAGCAGCAGCAGGAGGACCUGGCCCGGAACCUGGGCAAGGGCAAGCGGGUGCGCAAGCAGGUGAACUACAAUGAUGCUGCACAGGAGGACCAAGAUAACCAGUCAGAGUACUCUGUGGGGUCCGAGGAAGAGGAUGAAGACUUCGAUGAACGUCCUGAAGGACGCCGCCAGUCCAAGAGGCAGCUCCGGAAUGAAAAGGACAAACCACUGCCGCCUCUGCUGGCUCGAGUUGGGGGCAACAUUGAGGUGCUGGGAUUCAACACCCGCCAGCGGAAGGCCUUCCUCAAUGCCGUGAUGCGCUGGGGGAUGCCACCACAGGACGCCUUUACCACACAGUGGCUGGUGCGGGACCUGAGGGGCAAGACUGAAAAGGAGUUCAAGGCUUACGUGUCUCUCUUUAUGCGUCAUCUGUGCGAGCCCGGGGCUGAUGGCUCAGAAACCUUUGCCGAUGGAGUCCCUCGUGAGGGCCUGAGUCGCCAGCAGGUGCUGACCCGCAUCGGAGUCAUGUCUCUCGUGAAAAAGAAGGUGCAGGAGUUUGAGCACAUCAACGGGCGCUGGUCGAUGCCAGAGCUGAUGCCGGACCCCAGCGCCGACUCCAAGCGCUCCUCCAGAGCCUCCUCUCCUACCAAAACUUCUCCUACCACACCCGAGGCUUCAGCCACGAAUAGCCCCUGCACCUCAAAGCCUGCUACUCCGGCUCCAAGUGAGAAAGCAGAUGGUGCAAGGACACCUCUUGAGAAGGAUGAAACGGAAAAUCAAGAGGAGAAGCCAGAGAACAGCAAACUAGGGGAGAAGAUGGAGACGGAGGCUGAGGCUCCUAGCCCCACCCCCUCACUUGGGGAGCACCUGGAACCCCGAAGGAUUCCUCUUGAUGAGAUUCCCGGGGUGCCUGGAGAGAUGGAGUCCCAAGCUGGGCCCCGAGCAGACAGAGAGAAGUCAGCCAUGGAGUCGAUGCCAGGAGAGAGAGGGGAGGAGAAGCCAUUGGAUGGACAGGAUCACAGGGAGAGGCCACAGGGGGACACAGGGGAUUUGGCCAAGAGAGAAGAUGCAAAAGGUGACCGAGAACUGCGGGCUGGGUCUCGAGAUGAGCCACGGUCCAAUGGGCGCCGUGAGGAGAAGGCAGAGAAGCCCCGGUUCAUGUUCAAUAUCGCAGAUGGUGGCUUCACAGAGCUUCACACGCUGUGGCAGAAUGAAGAACGGGCAGCUAUUUCCUCUGGGAAACUCAAUGAGAUCUGGCACCGAAGGCAUGACUAUUGGCUGCUGGCUGGCAUUGUCCUCCAUGGCUACGCUCGGUGGCAGGACAUCCAGAAUGAUGCACAGUUUGCCAUCAUCAAUGAGCCCUUUAAAACUGAGGCCAAUAAGGGAAACUUUCUGGAGAUGAAAAACAAAUUCCUGGCCCGGAGGUUCAAGCUCCUGGAGCAGGCGCUGGUGAUCGAGGAGCAGCUGCGGCGGGCGGCCUACCUGAACCUGUCACAGGAGCCGGCGCACCCCGCCAUGGCCCUCCACGCCCGCUUCGCCGAGGCUGAGUGCCUGGCCGAGAGCCACCAGCACCUCUCCAAGGAGUCUCUGGCGGGGAACAAGCCGGCCAACGCCGUCCUGCACAAGGGUAAGGGCCGCGGCGGCCCCGCGCGGGGGAGGGCCCACAGCGCUGCUUCUGAACCAGCUGGAGGAGUUGCUGAGCGACAUGAAGGCGGACGUGACACGCCUGCCAGCCACGUUGUCCAGAAUACCCCCCAUCGCAGCCCGCCUUCAGAUGUCCGAGCGCAGCAUUCUCAGCCGGCUGGCCAGCAAGGGCACGGAGCCCCACCCCACGCCGGCCUUCCCUCCGGGGCCAUACGCCACACCUCCGGGGUACGGGGUGGCCUUCAGCGCCGCCCCCGUAGGGGCCUUGGGCGCCGCAGGCGCCAACUACAGCCAGAUGCCUGCAGGGUCCUUCAUCACAGCCGCCACCAACGGCCCUCCAGUGCUGGUGAAGAAGGAGAAGGAAAUGGCGGGAGCACUGGUGUCAGACGGGCUGGAACGGAAGGAGCCCCGAGCCGGGGAGGUGAUCUGUAUAGACGACUGACUGGAUCCCAGGCCUGCCCUUCUCCCAGGCCCCGCUCCCGAGGCCGCCUCCCAGUUCAGGCUCCGGGGCCUGCUGCCAACCCUUCACCCUCCCCACCCCCGGGGCCACCGCUGGGCUAGGCAUCCCUUUGCCCCUCUGCCAUUCUUGUGUCCAGGAAGUGGCCCUCUGUCCUCCAUGUCCACACCCCUUUCCCAGCAAGCUUAGAAGACUAUGCUGCUGAGAAAAGGUCUGGGUGGGAGACUGCACUGGGUCUUCCACUUCCCUUGACUCUCCCACCACCAAAUAUAUACAGCUUCCUAGCCUGAGUGGUUAUGGGGAGCAAAGAGGGGGUAUCUCCCCCACCCCUGUCAUCUUUUCCUGCAGUGCCAGCUCCAUCUCCUGCCAGUUGGGGGAUCAGCCUUGCCUGGCCUUUAGGACUUUUUUUGGUGGGGGAGGGAAAAGUUUUGCAGAGAGGAGGGGGACUUUUAGAGAGGGACAAAAAUGAACCCUCGGAGGGAGAAAGGGAAGAGGAGGGGUGGCUGCAUGUUACCCUCCCCUGCCUCUCCCCAAACAAGCAAGCACGGGCAGAGGGUGGAGCAGUCACGAGGGACGGUGUCCGUUGCUGUUCAGCCUCAGAAUAAAGGUGCCGCUCACUGGCUCAGUUACCUGCUGUGUAUCGGCAUCUUGUGUUGGGACUCUCGACCCCCCUCUGCAGGGGUCCACAAAAAGAAUGGUUGGGCGACACUCCCUCAAGCCAAAGAGGAGCUCCCCAAACCUGUUCUGGGAGCCCUGGGAACUCUGAAAGAGAGGGAAAGAAGAGGUCGAACAAGAGGGGAGGCCCGGGUGCAGGGAACUGCUGCCCCCCGCCCCCCUGCCCAAGGCCUAGAUACAGACUGAAUUUGAGUGGGUCAGGCAGAGGGCCUGGUCAGGGGACUGUUUUGCCUUUGGGACUAGAACAAAACAUGGAGGGCAGGCUAGGAGACAUGGACGUGUACCUGCCCCACAGGGCUGAGGAGAGUGGCAGUUUGCAUGGCGAACCCCCCACUUCUUCGCUGCCCCCUCACUUUCUUGCUGCCCCUUUGCAAGUCUCUCUUCAACACCCACUUCUGCUCUGUCCCGACCCCCACUUCUGUAUCAGGUUUAUUGGUUGUACAUAUAAAUUAUACUUUCCUUUC